UUUAUUACUGCUGGUUGAAUCGCUUGUAGUGAGGAAGGGAAAAGCGAAGUAUAAGAACAAAUUUUCGGCAGCAAGAAAAAUCGUACAUCCAUCAAGAUACAUUUUCUUUUGCUAGUUCCUUAUCGUCCAAUUUGUAAUCAUUUUGUUUAACAACAGAAUUAUACCUUGUGAAGUAAGUUUUGAUUAAGGACAAUUCGACGUAUGGAGACGGAAAAGUUGGCGCUUCACUCGAUCGUUCGCCCCCUAAAGUGAGACUGGUCUCUGUGUGUGGUGUUUUGACCGAUUUCUUGCUGCUGUCAUCUUUCAAUGUGGUAAAAAGGUCGGAUCGGACAUCGGUUGCCUGGGAAAAUAGUUCUGAAAACGAAAUGACCACCUACGCGACUGAUAGCCAAGGCAAGUUUAUUCCGGCCACACAACGCCCGGACGGGACUUGGCGCAAGCCAAGGCGUAUUCGUGACGGAUAUGUCCCCCAGGAAGAGGUACCUUUGUACGAAAGUAAAGGUAAAUUGUUUGCGCAAAAGCCAUCCCUUCCGCCGGGUCUGCCUCCGGAGAUGAUACACAAAGCAAAAGAAAAGCGAGAAAAAGAACAACGCAUGCGGCAACAGCGAGAGGCAGAGGCAGCUCGCCGAGCCCAACAAAAUCCCAUCCCGGGUCUGCUGAUACUACAUGAUGAUAACAAAGCGCAUCAACAGCAGCAGCAGCAUUCACAACAACGGUCACGACCGGCAAAUGCUAAGUCGAAGAAGAAAGCACUCGAACUGCCAGAUGUUCUGUUGGAGCAGAAGCAGAAGGAGGAGCAGAAGCUGUCUCGUCAACAGCAUCAACAACAGGAACAGAAAAACAAGUUGCAACAACAACAGCUAAACGAUGUAUCAAAGGCUGUUGGCGAGCUCCAGUUGGCUAGCAGCAAUGCCUCCGACGGACACUCCGAUCUCACCAAAAAAUUGCGAAAACUACGCAAAAAAAUCCGCGAAAUUGAAGUUAUCGAGGAUCGGUUACGAUCGAAUGAUAAUCCACGUCCGGAUAAGGAUCAGAUCGAAAAGGCCAAGCGAAAACCGGAGAUACUGAAAGAAAUUGAAGAGCUGGAACGAAGCAUGCCAAAAUGAUGACAAGCAGCAGCCGUCUUUGCGGCCAGAACCAGCACCACCACCACCACCACUCAUGUCUCCGUCGCGGGUGCCACCCUGCGACGGAUGAACUGAUAUUCUCUGUGUACAAACGAAGAGAUACGCUACAUACAACCAUAAGUCCAGCUAGGAAACUGAUAAGGAUUCGCAAUUUAAGCUGUAAUAGUGAGAGAUGCUGUUAGAAAGGCAUUUUCUUUCCUCGGUCCUGUUACGAAUGAUGAAUACUGUUAAUUGGAUAAGUUCACUAAGUUUUUAUUUUUAUAAAAUUAUGAAAGUUCCUUCUGUUGAGGGAAUAAUCAUUGAUUUUUUUUUCGUCUUCUUUACAAAUACAAAAGUCGAUGUUUUAAUAAAUUGUGUAUGAAAUUCUACUAAGUGAAUCAAUGUAAAAAGAAUAUCAUCUCUGCAAAGUUUAGCGAUCAUUAACAAACACAAAUCUAGGAUAUAUUUUGAAACACUGUUAAACGCAGUCUCGUUUAAACGGCACUUUAAGGCUCCGACAUAAUUUAUCGAAACAUGAUAGUCCCGCCACAAUGAAAGUACCCAAAGCAACUGGAGCAGUAGGAGUAAUAAUAAUUGUAGACCAUCCGAAUCUUUUAGUUCAAAACAAAAGCAAAACUAUGCGGCGAAUAAUGUUAACGCAGUUCUAUGCACCCACUCGUAGGACAGAAACUUUUCCGAUUACAACAAAACUUCCAACUUUUCAAUUAUCACUGCGUAGCUAUUCAAAGGUAAGAAAGAAAUGUUAAACCAAACUACCCUUCUUUACCGGUGGUUCCCGUAAAGUGUGCAUUUCAACAAAUGGCAAACAAAAGAAAAGGAUGCCUUCAAGUACUAUUCUAUACUUAGAACGUCAAAGUGUAAUGUAAACGAAAACCAACCAGAAAAAAAUGAACUAGUGCUUAGAGCGGAAAUUAUAUUUUAAACGAUAUAAGAAAAAAAACUGACAUACUUCAUUAAGAACGUGUACCGAUUAGAAACAGAAAGAAGUGUUUUAAUUGAUGAUGAAAAAACAUACAUACAUACAUAAUAGUUUGAACGUAAGUGAUUGAAAACAGUCAAAAUAAAUGUUUAAAUAUGAA
Molecule: messenger RNA, 2206 nt
Organism: Topomyia yanbarensis
Lineage: Eukaryota; Metazoa; Arthropoda; Insecta; Diptera; Culicidae
Gene: Pym
Product: partner of Y14 and mago
Exons: 3
Coding region: 366-1106 (246 amino acids)
Biological process (GO): exon-exon junction complex disassembly
Cellular component (GO): exon-exon junction complex; cytoplasm
Molecular function (GO): RNA binding
Source: RefSeq, a predicted model, not a curated record